UGUUUUGUUUCUCUACUCGUACUCUAGCUAGCUAGUACCUACUAUCUACUUUGUGAAUUUAAUUUAUACUUUUUUGGAAAGUAUUAUUUAGUGACAGUCUCUGUCUCCAUCCAGUGCAUGCAAAUGUCCAAAGAGGCCAUACAAUUUGUGAAUAUAAUUUGAUAAGCUAUUGAGCUUUGUAAGAAAGAAAAUGGACCGCGAAAGUCUUUAUGUAUCACAAGAUGGCGAACCAUCAACGUUUGAAUUUGACGACACUCUUCCUCCGCUACCACUGCCCAAUUUAAUGACUACACUCCUGCGUUACUAUGAAAGUGUGAAACCAUUUGGAACUCCCCAAGAACUGCUCAACACACGAAAGCUUCUAACUGAAUUUAAUCAGGGAAUUGGUGCUCAGUUACAAAAAAAAUUACAAGAACGUGCUUCCAAAAUGAAGAAUUGGCUAGAAGAAUGGUGGGAUGCAUACGCAUACCAUGCCUUAAGAUUGCCUUUAUAUCCAUAUAUGGCCAUGUCAACAGUUUUCAAGUUAGACUGCAUUGGAAUUGAAGAAAGUCAAGAAUAUUGUCUAAAGGCUAUGGCAAGAAUCAUACAUCACACUAUUGAGUUCUGGGAACUUUUGAGAUAUGAAAGAAUGAAACCAAUGUCAUCAAAUGGUGGAAAAGUUAAAUAUUCAUCAGCUUUAUAUAAACGAUUUUUGUCAACCAGUAGGAUUCCAGGUGAUCCUUUGGAUAAGGUCGUAAGACAUUUUAGAUCAAUAAGUGAAUCUGAAAAACCUCCAACGCAUGGCUUGAUCUUUGGUAAAGGAAGGAUAUUCCUAUUCGAUUGCCUCAAUGAAGACGGUUCAAUUUUGUCACCUCAACAGAUCUUGGUGAUCCUUAAUCAAGUCACUGGAACUUUAGAAUUCGAAGGUAAAGGUGAUUGUGUGCCUGUCUUGACUAACGACGAUAGGACUUUCUGGGCAAAGAAUCGUCAAAGAUUGCUUGAGAUUUCACCUAAAAAUAAAGAAUGUCUCCAAUUAGUGGAGAGUUCUAUAAUUGUUGGAGUUUUAGAUGAUAAUCAACCAAAAGAUCAUGAAGAUUCAGCUAACAUAGCGAUAGCUGGUGAUUUCCAUUCAAAAUGGUCAGACAGAAGCAGUAUGAUUGUUGCAUUUAAAAAUGGAAGAUUUGCAUUUAUUGGAGAGCAUUCAGCUUAUGAUGGAACGCUUAGUUGUCACUUUUCGUUUUACAUGCAUCUUAGCCUUUUGGAGAGUGGAGAGCCCAACUGGAAUGACAAGCCUAAAAACUCUCCAAAGCCAAUUGAAGAGAUUCGUUUUGAUUUGGAUGAAACUCUUCAAAAUGAAAUCAAAAGAGUGAUGUUAGACUGUGAUUCUAGACGAGAAGAUGUUAUUGUAACUGAUUUAACUUUCGAUGGGUAUGGAAAAGAUACUAUUAAAACUUUUAAGCUUCAUCCUGAUUCGUUUCUUCAGAUUAUUCUUCAAUGGACUUAUUAUUUGCUUCAUGGAGAAUUUGCUCCAAUUUAUGAGUCAGCUUUGAUGCGACAAUAUUAUAAUGGUCGCACAGAAACACUUCGAUCGUGUACAAUGGAAGUUGUGAAAUUCAUCAAACUUGCUACAAAUCCUGAUUCGACGAAAAAUUCAAUCGCAGAAAGUUUGCGAAAGGCUGUUAACCAUCACACUCAUAUGAUGAAUGAAGCUCGAGAAGGACGAGGUAUCGAUCGUCAUUUGUUCGGAUUAUGGUGUGUCAUUCAAGAAGAGGGUCUAGAAUUACCAGCACUGUUUACAGAUCCACUCUAUUCGAAAAGUGGUGGUGGGGGUAAUUUUGUUUUAUCCACCAGUACCUUAGGUUACACCAUCGAUAAUGGCUAUGUAGCUCCAAUGGUUAUGGAUGGAUAUGGUCUGUUUUAUAGCAUCGUUUCUAAUGCAAUUCAUUUGUAUACAACAGUUUUUCGAGGAAGUGAAAAAACAAGCGCACACAAGUUCAACAAGAAGUUUGAUGAAGUAAUGCUGAUGGCUAAGGAUAUACUUGAAGGAUCGUCACCAGCAAAAUUAUGAACAAUAUGUAUGUGGCGUAGUGCAAGGCCAAAAAGUGUUCUAAAUCUGUUUGCUGUUAAUUUUAUGUGAUAGUGUGAUAAAUUGUCACAGAUUGAAGGGUCCUCUUUAAGGCAAAAAAAUUGUUUUAAUAAAACUUUAACAAAACA
Messenger RNA from Episyrphus balteatus (marmalade hoverfly), 2193 nucleotides. Its product is annotated as peroxisomal carnitine O-octanoyltransferase. Gene Ontology annotation, cellular component: peroxisome. Gene Ontology annotation, molecular function: carnitine O-octanoyltransferase activity. The transcript is spliced from 8 exons. Lineage: Eukaryota; Metazoa; Arthropoda; Insecta; Diptera; Syrphidae. The coding region runs from base 191 to 2047 and encodes 618 amino acids. The record is from RefSeq and is a predicted model, not a curated record.